UUCCUUUCUUUUUCUUUUCCCACGCACACGCCCCUUCUCCACGCGGUCGAUCGCACCCCUCCGAUAAUAAAAAAAAAGGUCCACCCCCCCGUUUCCGCCCCAACCAUGCCCCCGAAGGAAGGAAAGACGAAGAAGGCGAAGAUGGCCGCGGCCAACAACGCCAGCAAGCGCUCAACGAAGAAGUGGAGCAAAGGCCAAACCCGCGAGGCCUUGCAGAACGCCGUGAUGUUCGACAAGGACACCCUCGAGAAGCUCCGCAAUGAGGUCCCGAAGUACAAAUUGAUCACCCCCGCGGUGAUUUCGGACCGGCUGAAGAUCACCGUCUCCCUCGCCGCCGCGGCCCUCAAACAGCUCUGCCGGGAAAGGCAGAUCCGCUUGGUGUCGUGCUCGAGCAAACACCGUGUCUACAGCCGCAUCGUCGUCGCGGAGGCCGCGGAAAAGACCAGCUAAAACGGGAAAUGAGGUGGGAUGAAAUGCAGAUGGAAAAUAUCCUUUAGGGAUUUGUUAUCCUCUUUUACCACCUCUUUCGAUCUGUGAACUCACACGUGUCCUAUUUUCUUGUUAUUUUUACAAUAUUUUUACAUAAAUGUCGAUCUGGAAA
Phytomonas sp. Hart1 is the source of this 601-nucleotide messenger RNA. The record is from the annotation of a GenBank genome assembly. NCBI's taxonomy places the organism in Eukaryota, Euglenozoa, Kinetoplastea, Trypanosomatida, Trypanosomatidae.